Penicillium cataractarum is the source of this 1314-nucleotide messenger RNA. RefSeq lists its product as uncharacterized. The transcript has 3 exons. The record is from RefSeq and is a predicted model, not a curated record. The coding region runs from base 1 to 1314 and encodes 437 amino acids. Lineage: Eukaryota; Fungi; Ascomycota; Eurotiomycetes; Eurotiales; Aspergillaceae.
AUGGAGGAGCAUCCCGAACACUGGAGACACACCCUCAUGGGAUGGGAUUUCUGGCAGGAUGCAAAGCAGUACGAGGGCAAAAUCAGCCAAGAGCUGGACAUUGCACUGGAUCUCGAUUUACCCAAACGCUUCCCAUUCAAUCUAGUCCCCGAGGAGACUCCCACAAAGAGACAGCGUCGUCUAAGUAUGUCUGAUGCAGGCAAAACUGGCCUCCGGCGUCACUCGUCCCUGUCGAUGGGGACGUCUCGAUUAAAGGCCAACGAGCGCCGUACACGAUCUCCCUCCCCUCGCAAGUUGAUGCCAUCAUCUAUGAACCCGUUUACAUCUCGUGGCUCGGCUCCCGUGACGCCUUCUGCGCUCCGACUUGGACGGUUAUCGCCAUUUAAACAACCGGACCUGCCUCCAGGUAUCGUCGUUAAGACGCGUGAAGUGUCCCCUUCACCCGCUCCUCCGAUUUCUCGCCAUCCUACACCACCCGUCGACGACUUUGCAACUGCAGAGAAGCCGUUCAUUGGCUUUUGUGGUGGUUUAACCUGGUCUGAUCUCCCCCGGGCGAAGAAGAGCCUAGGCUUGGACCUGUUCUGGCCCUCCACCGAGGAAAUAAACGAGAUCGGCCGCCUGAAUAUCAUUGAGCUGGAGCCACUGUGCCAGUUUCGUUUGUUACGCUCGCUGAAAAUCACCGGCAUGUUGCAGUCUUAUCAAGCAUUCAUCUGGCAGGCUGCUUGGUUGAAUCUUGGCCUCGAAGACUUGUCCCUGGAAAUGGCGCUAGAGCCGGAGAUUGACAGCACCAUACACCGAGUACAGUGGAAAGCCAUCAAAGACGGAUGGAUGGGAGAUGGACAAGAAACACUCUGCCGAGCCGCUUCUUCAAGUGGAAGCCUCGGCGACGGGGCGUUAAACCCCGACAUUGGCUGUGGUGAAUACUUGGACAAGCACGGUAUCGAAAAGGCCAAGAUCCUGGCUAUGACUAGGGGCCGGACAUCUCAGCGCAUCAGUGUCAAGCACUUGACUCUGUCAGGCUUUGUUGUGGACGCAGACCCCUUCGUGCAUUGGUUCGAUCCAGAACGACUGCAAAGCAUCAAAUUCAAGGGCCAGUGUCUCGACGCCGGAUUCUGGCUGCCACAGUCUAUGAAGAAUGUUAUCGUGCGGUACCCGAGGAAGAUUGAGUUGGAGCCCGUUGCCGUCGGGAUGGUCUCUGGCGAUCCGCAGAUGGAGUUGAAAAUGGUGGACAUUCAGGGCGGGUUGGAUGUGGACCAGAGCUCAUUCCCCGCCUCUGACGAUGAAACCCGGGCCCUUUUGCAUCUUAUCAGCUGA